Molecule: messenger RNA, 1906 nt
Organism: Microcebus murinus (gray mouse lemur)
Lineage: Eukaryota; Metazoa; Chordata; Mammalia; Primates; Cheirogaleidae
Gene: NET1
Product: neuroepithelial cell transforming 1
Biological process (GO): intracellular signal transduction; positive regulation of Rho protein signal transduction
Molecular function (GO): guanyl-nucleotide exchange factor activity
Source: RefSeq, a predicted model, not a curated record
AUGGAGCCCGAGCUGGCGGCUCAGAAGCAGCCCCGGCCGCGGAGGAGAAGCCGCCGGGCCUCUGGGCUGAGCGCGGAGGGCGCCGCGGGGCCUGCGGCCGACACCCCGGGGCAGGGGCCGGGGCCGGGGCCGGGACCCGGGCCGGAGGAGAGAUACACCCUUCGGAGAGGUAGUUCCUUCACAUUUUUAACACCUGGCACCCACUGGGACUUCACUUUGAAAAGAAAACGAAGAGAGAAAGAUGAUGAUGUUGUAAGCCUCAGCAGCCUUGAUCUGAAGGAGCCAAGCAAUAAAAGAGUCCGACCUCUAGCUCGGGUCACGUCCUUGGCAAACUUAAUCUCUCCUGUAAGAAAUGGAGCGGUCAGACGGUUUGGUCAAACAAUACAGUCAUUUACGCUUCGUGGCGACCACAGAUCCCCAGCCUCUGCCCAGAAGCCAUUCAGCAGGUCGGCAGCGCCGACGCCUGCCAAAAGAAGGAGCAGCGUGCUGUGGUCCGAGAUGCUGGACGUCAGCACCAAGGAGUCGCUGACCACCAGGGAGAUCAAGCGUCAGGAGGCAAUAUAUGAAAUGUCCCGAGGGGAGCAAGAUUUAAUUGAAGAUCUCAAGCUUGCAAGAAAGGCCUACCACGACCCCAUGUUAAAGUUGUCAAUCAUGUCAGAAGAAGAACUCACACACAUAUUUGGUGAUCUGGACUCGUACAUACCUCUGCAUGAAGAUUUGUUGGCAAGAAUAGGAGAAGCAACCAAGCCUGACGGGACAGUGGAGCAGAUCGGUCACAUUCUGGUAAACUGGCUACCAGGCUUGAACGCCUACAAAGGGUACUGCAGCAACCAGCUGGCAGCCAAAGCUCUGCUUGACCAAAAGAAACAGGAUCCAAGAGUCCAGGACUUCCUCCAGCGAUGUCUCGAGUCUCCCUUCAGUCGAAAACUAGAUCUUUGGAGCUUCCUAGAUAUCCCUCGAAGCCGCCUAGUCAAAUACCCUUUACUAUUGAAGGAAAUUCUUAGACAUACUCCCAAAGACCACCCUGACGUCCAGCUUCUAGAGGACGCUGUAUUGAUAAUACAAGGAGUCCUCUCUGACAUCAACUUGAAGAAAGGCGAAUCCGAGUGCCAGUACUACAUCGACAAGCUGGAGUAUCUGGACGAAAAGCAGAGGGACCCUAGAAUUGAAGCGAGCAAGGUCUUGCUGUGCCACGGGGAGCUGAAGAACAAAAGCGGACACAAACUUUACAUUUUCCUGUUUCAAGACAUCUUGGUUCUGACCCGGCCCGUCACUCGGAAUGAGCGGCACUCCUAUCAGGUGUACCGGCAGCCCAUCCCCGUCCAAGAGCUGGUCUUGGAAGACCUGCAGGAUGGAGAUGUGCGAAUGGGAGGGUCCUUCCGGGGGGCUUUCAGCAACUCAGACAAAGCUAAAAAUAUCUUUAGAGUUCGCUUCCAAGACCCCUCUCCGGGCCAGUCUCACACUCUGCAAGCCAACGACGUGUUCCACAAGCAGCAGUGGUUCAACUGUAUCCGAGCCGCCAUCGCGCCGUUCCAGCCCGCGGCCGGCCCGCCCGAGCUGCAGGGCCUGCCCGAGCUCCACGAGGAGCGCGAGGAGAAUAGCCCUUGCGCCGGGAACCUCGGAGCCCACAGGAGGGUGUCCGCCGUCUCCGGCGUUACUCAGGCAGAAGUGGACGAGAACGUUCCAGAGUGCGGCCCCGGCGGGCAGGCGGCAGAAGACGCCAGGAGCGAGAAGGCGCACCACACGCGGCCCGGCUUCCACAGAGCCCGCGGCAAAGCCCAGUCGAGCGGCAAGCGGAAAGAGACUGUGGUGUAGAGGAAGCCGAGUGUGGCCAGGACUGUUUAUUUAUAAAUGUGUACAGUUUUGUUUCUCUCGUGAUGCGAGCGUCCGUAGGGUUGCUCUCCAC